GAGAGAGGGACCGUCCAUUGCUCCGAGGGUUUGAAAAUUUAAACGUCUAACGAGAUUAGUUGGUGCGCGGUGAUUUGUGUUGGUAGCCACUAGUCACCGUCAACCGUGGGGGUCAGUGGGGCUAACCCAGCUAUAACGGACGCGUGCGAGGUGGUGCGAGGCGUGGAGUAAUCAGCGGAGAGACACUCAUCGUUGACGGGACGCACGCUCCCGCGAGGAGGAUCCAGCUGCCAAAUUUCGAGAGAUCGAGCGACGGCGACCACGGAUAAAAACGAUCCUGCGACAAUCGCGUCUCCGAUUUCGCGCCGUAUUAAUCGGGAGAGCGCAGCCUUACUCCUGGGAUCUUGGGAAGGUAGUUCUUUCCCGCAAAUUUCCCCGAGUUCGUCUGAGGGCAGAUUAGGGCAACAUGGCGAUCACGGCCAGGAGAUUGUGAUAGAACAAGCAAAUUGUAUCUUGUGUAUGAUCUGAAAGAGGGAGAGAGAGAGAAAGAGAGGAAAAGAGAGAUAAAUGGAACAAAGGCACAUUAAAUGACGAAAACAUUUGGAAACUAAACUUUAGAAGCGUACAUCUUGCACAGGCAAAGUUGUAUACAUGGAAUUAAUAUAAAUUUACAUAGUAAGAUCUCAAAAGACAACAUAAUAUCUUGCAAAACUACAAUAUAAAAAAAUAAAAUAACUGCAAAAUAAAAAGACAAAAUAUAUAUAAAUGGAAAAAUAAGAAAGAAAAGUAAAACAAAAAGCUUGAAGCUUUCCUAAGUACAUGUAGACAUGUGUACAUUCAUUUGAUGAAAUAUCAAUUGUUGCAAGAUACAUUUAAUAAUAAUAACAUAGUGUGCCUUAUUGAUUGCUACAAACAUCUAUGAAUGCUAUUAAGUGCAAUAUAUUGCUAUAUUAAGAAUUAAAGAAAUAAACGUCAAUCCAAAAAAGAUCUUCCAAUAUCUCGUAUACCUAUUUUGACUAUGUAUCAUACUGUAUUUCCAUCGCAAAUGAUGGUGCAAAUAAUGGGAGGACACCAAACAAAUGGACAAUGUCCACCAGCACAAAAUCACACUUUGCAUAUUAACGGUGUAAAUGCAUUGCAUCAAUCUGAUUUCCCACAAUAUGGCCCGAAUAUCUCUGGACAUAACAGGCAUCGUACGAUACAGUACAAUAACAGAAGAGUCAAUGAUAUAAAUAUGACAGGAUCUCCCCUGGAUUUAUUACAAUUAAUAGGAGUUGAUGUACCAUCAUUACGACGUAUAGAAUACAUGCAAUCAAACAAUAAUUCAUCUUCUAUAAAUUGGGAAAGACGCAUAAAUACAUCCAAUAACUCGUCGAUUAUACCAUUCUCAAACUAUAACUUCAAGCCCACAAAUCCUAAUUCGACAAAGAAACCAAGCUGGAAUAACAGAAAUAGCAGACGGAGUUCAUACAGGAAUUUCUCGAAAUAUGAAGCCUAUAAUAGUGAUAGUGGAUUUAGUUCUCGUUCACCAACACCAAACAAACAUUACAUUGACAAUAGUUUAACAGAGUCUUCAGAUGAGCGAGAUUCUACAAGUUCAGUAAGAGGACAAUGGUUAAACAAAAAGCAUCAUAAAACACAUCCAGAUAAUAGAACAUAUAAUAAUACAGCAGAUGGUUUAAUUUCAAGUGCCUCUGCACAUCAGUUUUAUCCAACCCAACGAUCCAACAGUAAUUACGAUACUACUAAUUCUACUCCGAGAUCACAUGUGCAAAAUUAUCAGAACAGGAGAAGAUAUUUAGGAAAGAAUGAAAAUGCAGCUUCACAAAGAUUUCCACGAAAUCGUAAAUAUUCUGAAGUAUCGCAUUACGAUAUGUUUCCUGGAUGUAAUGCCGCCCCUGAUAGAUUUCUUGCUAGAUCUCAUUUAUUACAAGUAACUUCUGUGCCAAAGAAUCUUGUUACUGGAUCAUCAUGGGAUGAUUUGUCCGAACAAGUUUGGCGUAAAUUUAUUACGCAUCAGCAAACUGAAGUUACUUAUAAAAAGAAAAUGAUGCUGUGGAAGCAUCUCAACACAUAUAUUAAGACUUUAUAUCCAAAUUGUUGUGUAUUUUUGGCUGGUUCAACAAUGAAUGGGUUUGGUUCAAAUGAUAGCGACGUCGACGUGUGUCUUUUAGUGAAACACACUGAAUUGGAUGUAAGAUGUAUAGCUAUAGAACAUUUACUGGAAGUGCUAAAGCAUCUUAAACAAAGUGAUUUCGUUGACCAACUCGAAAUGAUACACGCAAAAGUACCCAUUAUAACAUUCUUUGAUGUAGCACGGAAAUUUAAAGUUGAUAUGAAUUGUAAUAAUUCUGUUUGCAUCAAGAACGCGCAUCUACUAUAUUGUUAUUCAAAACUUGACUGGAGAGUAAAACCAUUAGCGCUCGUCGUUAAACUUUGGGCUCAAUGGCAUAAUAUCAAUAAUCCAAAAUGUAGGACAUUGUCCAGUUACUCUUUAGUCCUCAUGGUUAUACAUUUCUUACAAUGUGGGACCAAUCCUCCUGUUCUGCCAUGUUUGCAUUCAAUAUUUGCAAACAAAUUUAGGCCGGAUGCGGAUAUUUAUAAUAUCAAUAUUCAUGAGGAUUUGAAUAUUCCACCGUCCAAUCGUUUGCCUGAGAAUCAUCAAUCUCUUGGGGAAUUACUAUUUGAAUUUUUCAAAUAUUAUGUUGAAUUUGACUUCAGCCAAUAUGCGAUAUCCGUACGUUUAGCAAGCAAAAUACCAAAAGAAGAAUGUCGUAUGGUGCAAUCAUCAAAAAAUGAUCCUUAUCAAUGGAAGUAUCUAUGUAUCGAAGAGCCAUUUGACUUGACUAACACAGCUAGAUCGGUCUAUGAUCCGGACAUGUUCUCUAAAAUUAUAUUCAUAUUAAAUAUUACGUAUACAAGACUGAAACGAAGAUAUAGUUUAAGUGAUGUGUUUGACGAGAUGCGUCUGAUGAUGAUUGGUACCGAUUGGGGGCUAACGAUAAGUGACGAAGAAUGAUAAGAUCGUCUUAUGUGACGUGUUUAGUACCUUGUGAUAUUAGGCCUUAUUUUGAAAUAAUUUGUAAUAUUGGCAAGGUAUAAAUGUGUCCUCCGUUUAAUAUCCUAUUUUUUCUUUUUGUGGAGGAUUUGGAAAUCACAAAUACAUAAGCAGGAUGUUACAUAUGUAGUUAGUAAUGCGUAUGUAACUUAUUACUAACUGUACAUGUAACAUCCUGAAAGAAAUGUUAACUAUCUGCACUUACUAACAUGCAAAAAAAUAUUUCAUUUUGAUGUGAAAGGUUGGAUACACAGAUAUAUCAAUCUUAUUCAAACUUUAAAAUUGCAAUAUGUGCAAUAAAGUUUAUAAUUUAUAUUAAAGCUACAAACAGUUGGGCUUGCUUAGAUUUCUCUAAAUCUUUAACGAGGCCGCAAAGCAUUAGAUGAGAAACUUUGCAGCGUAAUGCUAUAGAAGAUUAUUUUAAUAUCAGACGCUCAUUUUUGGGGAUAUGGCUAGCAAUCUAUAGUUUGAAACAUUCUCAAUAAAGAAUAUGUUAAUGAAUAUUUUUUUGCAUCUGAUUAUUUUUUAAGGUCACAGGCGAAAUUUCGUUAUUUUUCGCUAUUCUUUAAUUUCUUCGUCUUCUCUUUUAUAAGUCAUUGUUCAUAAUAUCACGUGGUAGAGAUCGUGUUAACGAUAAUUUUAAUAGCCUACAAGGCACCAGAUAUUUUAGAUUUAUUGAUAUUAGAUGAACAGCUCAUGUAAGAGGUAAUGAGCAAUAUGCACAAUGUAUUCCGGAAAAAUCACAUUAAAUAAUUUUUACGCAACAAUAGUAAUUACUAUGCUGUAAUCGUGUAACUAUUAAAUUAUCUAAUCGCGAAUUUAUUUCGCCAUUAUCUGGUUAAAGAUUUAGAGAGAUCUAAGCAAGCCUAACUGAUUGUAGCUUUAAUAUAAAUCACAAACUUUAUUGCACGUAUUGCAAUAUUAAAGUUAAGAGAAGAAUGAUAUUUGUAUACAUCCGAUCUUUUAUAUAAAAAUGAAAUAAUUUUUUGCAUUUUAGUCAAUUUCUUUGUAGAUAAUUAAAUAGUUGCACGAUUACAGCAUAGUAAUUAGUAAGUAAUAAUUGUUGCAUCAAAAUUAUUCAACGUGAUUUCUUCAAUGUAUAUUAUUCAUUAUCUCAUACGUAAGUUUUAUUCGUUUAAUAUCAAUGAAUAUAUAAUAUAUGGUGUCUUAUGUGCGACUAUCGUAAUUAUUGUUAAUACUAUCGUACAUCGCGUGAUAUUAUGAACAAUCACUUAUUAAAUACAUGAAAAAAGUAAAGAAUAAUAAUGAAAUUUCGUCUGUGACGAAAUGAUUAUCAGGUACAAAAAAAUAGUUAUUAAUAUAUUCUUAAAUUAAAAUGUUUCAAACUAUAAAUUAGUAGCCAUAAAAAAAUGAGCAUUUGAUAUUAAAAUAAUAUUCUAUAGUACUACAUAUAAAAAAAAAAUAAAAAGAAGAAGGAAGUAGUAUACUUAUUUUUCUAGUUGCUAUUUCUAAAAAAAAA
Messenger RNA from Temnothorax curvispinosus, 4478 nucleotides. RefSeq names its product poly(A) RNA polymerase gld-2 homolog A-like. The record is from RefSeq and is a predicted model, not a curated record. Lineage: Eukaryota; Metazoa; Arthropoda; Insecta; Hymenoptera; Formicidae. Bases 959 to 2959 code for a protein of 666 amino acids. Gene Ontology annotation, cellular component: cytosol. The transcript is spliced from 13 exons. Gene Ontology annotation, molecular function: poly(A) RNA polymerase activity.